UUUAUUAAUAUAGUUGGAAUAUUUAAGAAGAGCACAAUGAGGACCAGGGUGCCCCGUUGCAGACCUUUCUCCACCCGGAUACUGGCCAUCUUCUUACUGUUGCUUGGUCUGGCUCUCUACUGCAUCUAUUAUAAUGCUACACCUUCAGGCUAUAACAAACCAAGUAAUUCUUUGGUGAACACCGUAAACGACGAACUCAAACCUCCGCGAUCCAUUGUACCAGAGCCUCGUCAGAUUGAUAAAGUAAAAGAAGAACAAUGUCCGAUUAUGAAGGAGAGCGUUGCCGACAUUGAUACUGUUUCCAUCUUCCCAUCGUUCGAUUUCCAGCCAAGCUGGCUUCGAACAAAGGAGUUUUGGGAUAGAACUUUUGAAGAACGCUACGAAAAAAUACGUAACGAUAGUCGGCGACCUGGAUUAAAGGUAAUAGUGGUGCCCCACUCACAUAACGAUCCCGGCUGGUUGAAGACUUUCGAGCAAUAUUUUGAAUGGAAAACUAAAAACAUCAUAAACAACAUCGUGAUCAAAUUGAACCAGCAUCCGAACAUGACAUUCAUUUGGACGGAGAUUUCAUUUCUUAACGCUUGGUGGGAGACUUCACAUCCCGUUAAACAGAAGGCACUUAAAAAAUUAAUAAAGGAAGGACGUCUUGAAAUUACGACUGGUGGCUGGGUAAUGCCUGACGAAGCCUGUACCCAUAUCUACGCACUAAUCGAUCAGUUCAUUGAAGGUCACCACUGGGUUAAAACUAAUCUUGGAGUUACGCCUAAAAUCGGUUGGUCAAUUGACCCAUUCGGUCAUGGGCCAACUGUGCCGUACAUACUUGACCAAAGCGGACUGGAGGGCGCGAUCAUCCAACGAAUCCACUAUGCGUGGAAGCAGUGGCUUGCGCAACGACAGAUUGAGGAGUUCCUCUGGAUUCCUGGAUGGACGUCGAAGAAGCCAUCUUUGAUAGUUCACAAUCAACCUUUUGAUAUUUAUUCUAUUAAAAGCACUUGCGGUCCUCAUCCGUCCAUUUGUCUUAGCUAUGAUUUUCGGAAAAUUCCUGGCGAGUAUUCCGAGUACACUGCAAAACAUGAAGAAAUAACUGAACACAAUCUUCACAGCAAAUCUAAAACAUUGCUAGAAGAAUAUGAACGCAUCGGAUCCCUCACCACUCACAAUGUAGUGCUGGUGCCGCUCGGCGACGACUUCAGAUACGAGUUCGACUCGGAAUUUGAUGCACAGUAUAUCAACUACAUGAAAAUGUUUAAUUACAUCAACAGCCACAAGGAACAAUUCCAUGCAGAAGUUCAAUUUGGUACCCCUUUGGACUAUUUUAAUGCUAUGAAGGAAAGGUUGAACGGUAAUAUACCAAGUUUAAAGGGCGAUUUCUUUGUCUACUCUGAUAUAUUCAGUGAAGGCAAACCUGCAUACUGGUCUGGAUAUUAUACAACGCGUCCCUAUCUUAAGAUUCUCGCACGACAAUUUGAACAUCAGCUUAGAACAUCGGAAAUUAUCUUCACGCUCGUCUCUAAUUUUAUACGACAGUCUACCGAUCAUAGACUCAUUUCUUCCGAGAAGCGAUUGGAAAAGCACUACGAACAAUUGGUCAACGCGAGGAGAAAUUUGGGACUUUUCCAGCAUCACGAUGCCAUCACGGGCACUUCGAAGGCUAAUGUCAUGAACGACUACGGCACUAAACUUUUUACAAGUUUAUAUCACUGCAUUCGACUGCAGGAAUCUGCUCUUACAUCACUUAUGCUACCGGACGAAAAAUUGCACUCUCAGAGCAUUUUGCAGAGUGAAGUAGAAUGGGAAACUUACGGGGCUCCAGUCCGUAAACUUCAGGUGUCCUUAGUUGAUAGAAAAAAAAUAAUUCUUUUCAAUCCUCUAGCAGAACGUCGAACCGAAGUUAUAACUGUUAGAUCAAAUACAACUGACAUUCGAGUUUACGAUAGCAGAACGAGACAACACGUGGAAUAUCAAAUAACACCUAUUAUUGAAGUUCUCGACAAUGGUAAACGUGUCAUUAGCAACAGUAAUUUCGAUAUCCAGUUUGUUGCAACUCUGCCCGCGUUGACCACGGUCACUUUCAAACUUGAAGAGCACACAAAUACGUCAAAACAUUGCCUCAUUUUUUGCAACAAUUGCAACGACAAUAAUUCAGAGAAACCACCGAAUUUUGUUAUAAAGAAAAUGAUGCCUGGUGAUAUUCAACUCGAAAAUUCAGUAUUGAAAUUACUAAUAAAUAGAAAUAAUGGAUUUUUGAAGCAAGUCUAUAGAAAGGAAGCGCGUAAGAAAAACACAGUAGAGAUACAAUUCGGGGCCUACCAAAGCGCGCAAAGACAUUCGGGAGCUUACCUGUUCAUGCCUGAUUACGAUGCACCUGAGAGACACGUCCUCAACCAGUACGCCAAUUGGAACAGCGCCCAAGAUGACAACAUUAUUAUAAUAUCCGGGCCGGUAUCCACUAGAAUAACUACAAUGUAUUUGCCGUUUUUGAUCCAUACAAUUACGAUAUAUAACGUGGAGGAGCCUGCGAUGCUGCACGCCAUAUCGAUCGAGAAUAUUGUUGAUUUCGAGAAUCCGCCCAAAAAUAGAGAAACUGAACUCUUUAUGCGAAUUGAAACUAACAUACUUAAUGGAGAACCGCCGGAGUUCUAUACGGAUCAGAACGGAUUUCAAUAUCAGAAGAGGGUAAAAGUUGAGAAGCUGGGUAUUGAAGCUAAUUAUUACCCGAUCACAACUAUGGCUUGGAUUCAAGAUGAUGAUACGCGAAUUACGUUGAUCACGAACCAUGCGCAGGGCGCGUCGGCUUUCGAACCUGGCCGUCUCGAGGUGAUGCUUGAUCGACGAACUCUGUACGAUGACUUCCGCGGCAUUGGUGAAGGCGUGGUCGAUAAUAAACAGACCACAUUCCAAAAUUGGCUCCUCAUCGAACCUACAAACUUUGAAAGAACCAAAAGAGAUACUAGUGAGAAAUUUCAAAACGUACACGAAAGAUUCUUUAAACCGGAGGAGAAAACGAGAGAUUACCAAUUGCCAUCGCAGACCGCCGAUUAUUUGAGCCGAUGUCUGAACUACCCUGUUAACAUUUAUUUAGUGGACACUAGUGAGGUGGGCGACAUACAAGUGAAGAAAUAUCAGUCCUUUGUCCAGAACUUUCCGCCGGGUAUUCACCUUGUUACCAUGCGCACUAUUACCGAUGAUAUCCUCGAACAGUUUCCGAGCUCAUCGUGCUACAUGGUAUUACAACGACCGGCUCACAGCUGUACUGUAGGACUGCAUCGUUCUAAACCGACCUCGUUUACGCCUAAGACCCGGUUUAAUGGACUUCACAUGAAGAACUUGACUUCAGUCAGUUUGACCGGUCUCAAAACAUACAACACUCUAGUAGGUAUAGAAGAUGUGAAACUAGAACCGGUCGAAGUUAAAACAUACAAGGUCAAGUUUUGAAGACUGUUAAAUUUAAUCUUUAGGUAAAUAUUAAUAAACUUGCUGUUCUAUAAGUAUUUAGUCAGCAUUAAUAUUAGUAAACGCUUUGACUAUAUCUCUCUAGGUCCAAAUUAAAUUCGAUGCACUCGGGAGAUAUUUGUACGAUGUCUAUGUGAAAUUAAUAUUAAGAAUACAUAUUAUUGUAAGUUUCCACUGCCGAAACGUGUGUAAAAAACAUAUAGUCGUCUUUGUCGUUGUCUUUGCUAAAACAGAGAUGAAAAUAUGUUUUAUACAAUUGUUUCGGUAGAUGAAACCCACGUUUAAAUAGAGCAUUUUUGUUGCAAUUUCCCCUUUUUUCAUGUUCACGAU
This is a messenger RNA of Papilio machaon (common yellow swallowtail), 3783 nucleotides long. RefSeq names its product alpha-mannosidase 2 (gene alpha-Man-IIb). The coding region runs from base 37 to 3435 and encodes 1132 amino acids. Gene Ontology annotation, cellular component: Golgi membrane. Lineage: Eukaryota; Metazoa; Arthropoda; Insecta; Lepidoptera; Papilionidae. The record is from RefSeq and is a predicted model, not a curated record. Gene Ontology annotation, biological process: N-glycan processing; protein deglycosylation; mannose metabolic process. The transcript has 8 exons. Gene Ontology annotation, molecular function: carbohydrate binding; alpha-mannosidase activity.